UUUUUUUUUUUCUACUGCAGUGAUUUAUAUGACAGCGUAGAUAAAGACAUUAGGAUUUUAUAAAUGUAUUUCAAGAUGGAGACCGAGCUCGCUGACUGUGCAAUUUGAUAUUAUGUUAAAUUGACGUUCGGGCUUCGAGAAGAAGAGCUAGACAACAGUUAGCGAUGCAUGAAACGCCUACAAAAGUGCGGAUAUUGGACGGUAUCGCUUGAAAUUCUGUUUUUGCGCUGUUCUGCCGCAAAAGCCUCUUUUCUACUGUAAAUCAUGGCAGCUGACUGCGAGGCCUGGCUGAACGCAAACCCCGUGGAGGAGGUUGGAGACCUGAGUGACUCUAUUGUAUCUGGGGAGGAAGACAAUGGCGGUUUCAUUAUCUCUAAUAAAAAUAUUAACAACGAGAUCAAUGGCAACUGGGUGGCCUCCUCUAGCAACAGCAUCCAUGAGGCACGUCUGAAGGCCAAGGCCAAGCGGAGGCUGAGGAAGAACUCCUCCAGGGACUCUGGCAGGGGGGACUCGCUCAGCGAUAAUGGAGAUGUGGUUAGGGGAACUUCAGUGGCACCCACAAGUCCCAAGAGCAAGCUGCUGGACAGAAAGUCCCGGCUCGGGAAGGGCAGAGGCCUCCCAAAGAAAGGUGGGGCUGGAGGAAAAGGUGUAUGGGGCAGAUCUGGUGAAGUUUAUGAACCAGAGGCAGUAGAUGAAAGAGACCCCAACUAUGAUGAAGAUCAGGAAAACUGUGUGUAUGAGACGGUGGUCCCCCCGUUGGAUGAAAGGGACUUCGAGAAGACGGUUACCCCCAUAGUGCAAGAGUAUUUUGAACAUGGAGACACAAAUGAAGUAGCGGAGCUGCUUGCAGAGCUGAACCUGGGGCCUAUGCGGAGCGUGGUGCCCUCACUGGCUGUGGCACUGGCCCUGGAGGCCAAAGCCAGCCACCGAGAGCUCACCUCCAGGCUGCUGGCUGACCUUUGUGGGCCUGUUUUGUCCCAUAGCGACAUGGAAAAGUCAUUUGACAAACUCCUCAGAGAGUUGCCCGAUUUGGUCCUAGACACACCUGGGGCUGCUCAGUUGGUGGGUCAAUUCAUUGCACGAGCUGUAAGUGACCAAAUAUUGUCCAAGACCUACAUCGAAGGCUACAAAGGAAAAGUUGACUGUGAAUAUGCAAGGGCGGCUCUAGACCGAGCAGCCGUGCUGCUGAAGAUGAGUAUGGGUGGGCUUCGCAUAGAUAGCCAGUGGGGGACAGGUGGAGGCCAGCAACCAGUCAUACAGCUCAUCAAAGAGAUGAACCUUCUUCUGAAGGAGUACAUCCUAUCUGGUGACAGCAAGGAGGCUGAGCGAUGCCUCAGGGAUCUUGAGGUUCCCCAUUUCCAUCACGAGUUUGUCUAUGAGGCGAUAGUGAUGGUGUUGGAGUCUAAUGGAGAGAAAACUUUCAAAAUGGUUCUGCAGCUACUCAAGUCACUCUCUGUGUCCUCCAUCAUUACUGUGGACCAAAUGAGAAGGGGCUAUCAAAGAGUUUACAUGGACAUCGCUGAAAUUAACAUCGAUGUCCCUCGUGCAUACUUUAUCCUGGAGCAGUUUGUUGACAAGAGCUUCGGCAUGGGAAUCAUUGAUGUAAAGUUGAGGGAUCUCUGUCCCUGUCGGGGCCGUAAGAGGUAUGUCAGCGAGGGAGACGGUGGUGUUGUCAAACUUGAAAGCUACUGAGAAGACUUUCUGUGUGCCAGAUUACCCCAAAAAACAUAAAGCUACUUUUUUACUUGCAUAUUUUUCAAAGUACCUGAAAAUGGUUUUUCUCCUUUCUAAUGGUCAAAAGAAGGUACAUUUCCAAAACUGAGGUGAGGGUAAUUUAAAAAAAAAAAUGCACUUGUGAUUGAAACUAAAGUAGAUCACUCUCUCCAAGGUGUUUCAAUAUAAACAUUUACAUAAGCUAGCUCUUAAAGUGCCACACCUCUCCGUGUCAGUCAUUCCAUAUUGUUUUGUACAGUAUUUUCUUGGUUUCACUGCCACUCCUUUUGUGUUUUCUAGAAAGCAGUGUUUGUAUCGACAUGACUGGUUUGUGUCAAGAGCUUUAUAAAAAUGUAUUAAAAAUAAAAUAAAAUAAAAGGGAGUUUGUUGGUUCAAUGCAAUACUGGCUUCCUAACUAGCUGCUGUUUCUAUGCUGUGCUAGGUUUUCAGUCUUUAAUCACACACAUCCGUGGCAUGAGUUCUGUGCAAAAAUGAAUACCGAUCAGGUAACUUCACAAAGUGGUGUGUUAAAAGUGUUUAUUUUUAUAUUUGGGGAAUAAGGAGUGUGAGAGACACACCCUGAUGCUCCUUGAUUGUUGAUUAAAUCACUAUGAAAUCA
Molecule: messenger RNA, 2332 nt
Organism: Oreochromis niloticus (Nile tilapia)
Lineage: Eukaryota; Metazoa; Chordata; Actinopteri; Cichliformes; Cichlidae
Gene: pdcd4b
Product: programmed cell death 4b
Exons: 12
Coding region: 265-1692 (475 amino acids)
Biological process (GO): negative regulation of DNA-templated transcription
Cellular component (GO): cytosol; nucleus
Source: RefSeq, a predicted model, not a curated record